Chara braunii is the source of this 1034-nucleotide messenger RNA. The record is from the annotation of a GenBank genome assembly. NCBI's taxonomy places the organism in Eukaryota, Viridiplantae, Streptophyta, Charophyceae, Charales, Characeae.
CCUUCCUGCCGUUGUAUCCACGGACCCGGACUUUCUCCCUGCGCGCCCCCAUUCUCCUCCUCCUCCUCCUCCUCCCUACUUGCUCUCUCUCUCUCUCUCUCUCUCCUUCUUUUUCCUAUACACAGGUGUUGCUUCGCCCGCGCGCAGUCAGGCGGAGUCGUCAAGAGAGAGAGAGAGAGAGAGAGAGAGCGAGAGAGGAGAUUCGCUCGCGAGCGAGUGGGAGAGAGGGGGGGAGGCGGCGCCCAGCAUACGUACAAUCGCGCUGGGGCUGCGCUCCUGCUAGACUGCGGGGGGAGAGAGAGAGAGAGAGAGAGAGAGAGAGAGAGAGAGAGAGAGAGAGAGAGAGAGAGAGAGAGAGAGAAGGAGAGAGGCAAGAAAGAGAAAGCCAUGGCGAUGGCAACUUGCGCGUGCGCUUCUGCUACGGCGAUGGCGGCCGUUGCCGUCCGUGCUGGCGGCGCUUCCGCUGUCCAGACCCCGGCUCCGCGCGUUGCGGCCUUGGCUGCAUGGCGGUAUCCCCUCGUGUCGCAGUCGCUCUCUCGCCGGGCCUCGUCGACCUUCGGCAAUGCCUUCCUACCGUCGAGCCCAACAGCCACUGAGUCUUUAAGGCAGCAGCAGAGGAGGGCUGUGCUCGUCAGGGCGCAGGCUGAUGAUGGCGCGUCAGAGUUAACGGAGCAGGCAGAAAAACUCUGGAAGGAACUGCAGGCGAAGGCAGGCAGUGGCUUCCGGAAGGUACAGGGGUCCCGGCAGUGGCUACCAGCCUGUCUGGAUCCCGGCCUUGACGUUAACGAAGAGGUUGCGACUGCAGAAGGCAUCCUGGGGGCAGGCAGACUUCUUCCGCAAGGCUGCUUGAAUGCACAUGCACUUGAGAAGCAGCGUGAGUGCGGGCCGGUGACCGAGAGCCAAGGCGGGGAAGUGCCAUCCCACCGAUAGCUUGAGCUGGGCGCCUGUGGAAGGGAGAUCCUGGGAGGAGGAGGAAGGCCGUACUAGGGAGAAGGGUCUGGUGAAAAACAUACCGCCUGGUUGCCAUCAGCAUC